Molecule: messenger RNA, 1850 nt
Organism: Nematostella vectensis (starlet sea anemone)
Lineage: Eukaryota; Metazoa; Cnidaria; Anthozoa; Actiniaria; Edwardsiidae
Product: beta-1,4-galactosyltransferase 7
Exons: 6
Coding region: 259-1260 (333 amino acids)
Biological process (GO): proteoglycan biosynthetic process; carbohydrate metabolic process
Molecular function (GO): xylosylprotein 4-beta-galactosyltransferase activity
Source: RefSeq, a predicted model, not a curated record
AAUCACAAGUAAAGUACCUGUCCCAUUUAUAGAAACAAACAUUAGAUGUUUUCUCGUGUUAUGGGCUCUAAACCCUACAAAUACUAAUUUUACCAAGAAAUUAUAUCGACACAACAGCCAAGGGGAUAAAAGCAUAUCAUGGCCCAACUUAAAGGGCAUCUAAAAUCGUUUUUCAACGAAACAAGGAGAAAACAAUGAGUCAUCAAAGGAAUUUUACACGGGAUUUUUACACUGGGUCAAAUUCUUCCUGGAUAUAUUAUGGUUCCACAAAAAGUCGCUGUUGGUUUAUUGUUUUAUCUCACUUGCGCUGUGGUAGCCACAAUCUACCUGAGCAUGAUGUAUCUAAACGAGAAGGAAUGCGACUGCCGGGAAUACACAAAAAGACUAAUUUUACCAGACGGGCUCCAAGAACAAAUACGGGACACGGAAUCAAAACAGCGUCUUUCUACGAUAGAAACAUUUGCUACAAUAAAGCCUACACAAUCAGAUAUCCAUGGCAAAUCUCCCCAAGAACCAGAUGAUGAUUUAUCAUGGGGUCCUCAUGUCUUAGGUGUCGUUGUACCUUACAGGAAUAGAUUUGAAGAAUUGUUAGAGUUUGUGCCUCAUAUGAAUAAAUUUCUGAGUGAGAAGAAAAUCAGGCACAGAAUUUUUAUCAUGAACCAAGUUGACAAGCACAGGUUCAACCGUGCCUCUCUCCUCAAUGUAGGCUACCUUGUAGCCAGGAAUGAGUGUGAUUAUAUUGUCAUGCAUGAUGUAGACCUCUUGCCACUCAACUCUAAGUUAUUCUAUGGGUAUCCAGAGAAGGGUCCUUUUCACAUCUCAUCACCGCACCUUCAUCCCAAGUAUCACUACAGAACAUUUGUGGGUGGGAUACUGAUGAUGACUCUAGAACAAUUUGAAAAGGUGAACGGGUUGUCAAACAAGUUUUGGGGAUGGGGAAGAGAAGACGAUGAACUCUAUCAGCGUAUGAUGGAAGCUGGCCUGACGCUAUACCGUCAUGGAAAAAAUGCCAUCACAACGGGCUACAACACUUUCAAGCAUGACCACGACCCCCAGCUCAGGAAAAGGGACUAUGCUCGGUUAUACAAUCAGAAAAAGGAGUCCUUCCGCAGAGAUAGGGAUACGGGGGCCGAUACGGUGGAGUACACGAUACAAAGCAAACGCCAGCUAAUGAUAGACGGCACGCCCUGUACAAUUGUCAACGUGGAGCUGCACUGUGAUUAUGACGUCACACCAUGGUGUGACAGUAAACAGAGUUAACACGCAUAUCCCUGUCAUCAUGGCGUUAUAUGCUAUCGUGGCAGUACUUAGAAAGCAGCUAGCAAUUUCUCCGAUUUGUUCAAAAGGGCAGGAGGCGGUAGCGUCACACUUGUCACAGAGAUUAUAUUAUUUGUGUCACCACGUGGCUCGAUUUCCAGCACGUUUCUGUUAGCCUGGUGCCACGAACCGACGGCUGAAAAAAAAAAAACCGGUUUUGUCCCCCCCCUCCUGGGGGGGGGGUCUUAAGGGUGAUAGGGAUGCUCGUCGUAAAAUUAAAAAAAAAUAACCCUAAAAAAUACCUGAACACCAAAAACUGCUACCCUAAAAAUACCCUAGAAGCAAAAAAAAUAUUCCUAUAAGUAUUUUGUUUAGAAGUUGGAAGUAUGCAAUAAUCCAUACCCCUAAAAAUACCUGAGGCCCGAUUUUGACCCCUAAAAUACGACGAGAAUUCCUAUCAGGUCGUCAUGAGAAAACCGCCCCCCCCCCCUCCCCGUCACUAUUCGUAGCUAUAAAAUCAUAAUCCAAAAUAAUAUAUUUAUUGCCUUCUUUUAAAAUGAGAUGGUAUACAAUUAAAACGUAUAUUUUCAAAA